Molecule: messenger RNA, 954 nt
Organism: Saxophila tyrrhenica
Lineage: Eukaryota; Fungi; Ascomycota; Dothideomycetes; Mycosphaerellales; Extremaceae
Gene: EST1
Product: Telomerase-binding protein
Exons: 3
Coding region: 1-954 (317 amino acids)
Molecular function (GO): hydrolase activity
Source: RefSeq, a predicted model, not a curated record
AUGCCCUACGCUCAAUCCUGGCUCGACUGGGAAGCCGCCAGCGGCGGCCGCGCGGCCCUCAAAGGCAGCCCAGAGGAGAUCAGGGGCAUGUCCGACCAGCUCGUCCAGGCGCUCAUGCCUAUAAUGCCGCCGAUGCCUGAAGGCGUGGAUGUCGUUGAAGGCGACGUCGACGGGAUCAAGUACCGCACAUACACGCCUCAGGAAGGCAACGGGCCGUUCCCGAUCGCUGUGUGGACGCAUGGUGGUGGCUACAUGACUGGAGAUUUGAAUAUGGACCACUAUCUCUGUUUGGUUGUUGCGCUGCAGACGAAGAGCGCGGUCGUGAAUGUGGAUUACCGUUUAGCGCCUGAGUACAAGUGGCCUACGCAGUUGGAGGAUAGCUUGAAAGUGUACAAAUGGGCUGUCGCCAACGCUUCCUCGUUCAAAGGCAACGCCAGCAAAGUUUAUACAAUCGGUGGCUCCGCCGGCGGCGCCCUCGCCCUCCAAGUCGCCAACGCCGUCAUCCGCGAACCAGGCCUGAAAACCAGCCUCCGCGGCAUCGCCGCCAUGGUCCCCUGCACCACCCACUGGGACAACGUGCCCUCCAAAUACGCCUCGCACUACAAUUCUUACACCGAAAACGCCCAAGGGACCCCCAUCAUCGACAAAGAGAGCAUGGAGGUCUUCUACCAUCACGUCGGCGCCGACCCCAAGGACCCGGGGACUUUUACGAUCCUAGCCACGGACAAACAUCAGGAGUUCCCGCCGGUGUAUAUGACGAGUUGCGAGUUUGACCCGUUGAGAGACGAUGCGACGAUCAUGGAGAUGGCGUUGAAGGAUGCCGGGGUACCGGUGAAGCAUGAUUACUGGAAAGGGUUUCCGCAUUAUUUCUGGAUUAUCCCGGUGGUGAAGGAGGGGCAGGAGUAUGUGGGGAAGUUGUGUGAGGGGAUUGAGUGGUUGAAGAGUCAGAUGUAG